Periophthalmus magnuspinnatus is the source of this 1696-nucleotide messenger RNA. RefSeq lists its product as uncharacterized. The transcript is spliced from 10 exons. Bases 1 to 1677 code for a protein of 558 amino acids. Gene Ontology annotation, molecular function: calcium ion binding. The record is from RefSeq and is a predicted model, not a curated record. Lineage: Eukaryota; Metazoa; Chordata; Actinopteri; Gobiiformes; Gobiidae.
AUGUCUGACUACAGCUCCCAUAGCACAGCCUUCUUUGCCCUGAGGAGCUGUCACCAGGUUUUGGGAGGAGAGAGUGGAGAGUUCUUCUCCCCAGACUAUCUCUGCUCUAACCCCCCACUGUGGUGCAACUGGACCAUCCAAGUGCAUCCUGGGAAACGCAUCCAGCUGCAGCUUGAUGACUUAACCCCCGAUGACAGUUGUCUUUGGCGACAGGACCAAAUCCACAUCGAUGAGCCUGAGAGUCAAAGUCAAAAACCCAUGAUUCUGCAGAAGUGUUGGAGAGAGGCCACCUACACCUCCUCCUCAAACACUGUGCAUGUCGUGCUGCUGAUCGAGGGGUCUCCCACGGCAACUUACAGGGGCUUCCAUGGACAGUACCAGGUGUUUGGACCACCUCAAAUCUACAACCCACCAGACCCAGACUAUUCACCCAACAGACCCUCUGAUAAUGCCAAUGACUAUUAUGAAGAAACUGUGGAAACAAACUCACAAACACAAGACAAAUCUAAUGAAGAUGAGGUGAAUAUGACAGAUGAAGCCCUCUCACAUUCAGAAAUCCCAGUUCACUCCACAGAAUGGUCACUUGAUUCACAGCAAGAGCCCCGCCCCAGCCCCCAAAUUUUCACCGCCAUUCGCCGAGACGUAGACACGGACACGGCAAUGGACCAACCGGAUCAGUCGGACCAACCGGAUCAGUCGGACCAAUCGGACCAGUCGGACCAAUCGGAGGAAACAAUCAGCGCAUCAGAUCACAUGACACUGGAGGGGUUGGAGGAAGAAUUAAAUAAGAACUGGGAAGAAGAUGGUAAAACUUUCUCAAAAGAAGAAACUGUUUCAGAAAUGACACACAGAGCACAUUCUGACCACAGAGCAGAUGUUGGAGCUCAUGCAAAAUAUCACAAUCAAAGUCCACAUCUCCCAGGAGAUUUGCUGUUUGAAGUGUCAGUGGAGGUAAAUGUGUCCCAACACUUGGAGCCCUGGGACAAUGUGGCCAAGACUCUGCUCCUCUCAGUUCAGAAUCUGAUCAGAAAUCAGUUGAAGCUUACAUUUGUGUCUCAGAGGAUCUCAUCAAAACGCAUCAAACGGUUGAAUGCCGGAGUGCUGUUUAUCCUGUGGCUGCAGAUGGGGCAGAGGACCAGUGAACAUCGUACACAUGAGGUGGUCCACUCUGACCUCCUGAAGCUCAUCGGGUCCAGACUCGGACUUAAACCAACCCAGGAAGACUCGGUCAUCAUGUCUCUGUCCACUGCAGAUGUGAAUGAAUGCCACACUCAGCUGAUGGCGUGUGACCCAAACGCAGACUGUGUGAACCACUUUGGCUCGUACUCUUGCCUCUGCCAGGCCAGCUUCCAGGACCGGUCCAGAUCUGGAACUGGGACAGUGUGUGUGGGCACCAAGAACACUGACUGUUCCCCGGCUCUCUCAUCCGAAGCCAAAGCUGUGUACAUCUUGUUCUUCCUGCUCAGUGCCCUGGUCCUGACUCUGCUCGUUCUCAUUGGUCUGUUUUUCCAUCGUCAUCGGCGUGGGCACUUCCUGGUCCCGCCCUUUGACCCCAACAACAACAUCAGCAGUCACCAUGACGAUGUGGACCUGCCCCCGCCCCCGCCUCCACGCUGCACCCCGGUGGAUCUGCAGCUGCUGCGCUACAACGCCAUCCUGCCUAAUGAGCCCAAAUAAUGAGAAUGUAAAUAAAAAA